Molecule: messenger RNA, 1950 nt
Organism: Miscanthus lutarioriparius
Lineage: Eukaryota; Viridiplantae; Streptophyta; Magnoliopsida; Poales; Poaceae
Source: the annotation of a GenBank genome assembly
AUGCCGGGCCAUCCAACCCCUGCCGCCACGCGCCUCGGCGGCGUCACAUCUCGCCGCCACGCGGAGCUGCUCCUCCACAGCGGCGUCGACGGCGUCUCCGUCAAGGACCUCCGCCUCCGCCGCGUCGUCCCGCCCGCCGCCGGCUCCCUCGAUACCUCCCCCGAGUGCGUCGCACCCGUGAAGCCCGGAUCUGUCGAGAGCACGCCUCCGGAGGCCGUGUCGGCUGCUGCUGCUGCUGCUGAGGCGGCGGCGGCCGGGGACCUUGAUCGGAAGUUGGUUCGUCCGCGGUCCAAGCUCGUCCGCGACCCGCGCUCGUUUGGGUACCGGCGCCUGCUGCCUUUCCUGAACGAGAUGACGAAGAACGAUAGCUCAAUUGGCAAGGAGGUGCUCCCGCAAGACACGGCUGCGCACUCAAAGGAUGGGCUCGGCGCAUCUGAUUCUCGGUUGGCUGAUGAAUCUGUAGGCGUUAGCCACCGCGAACCUGAAGCCAUGGAUUCUGUGGAGCCGGUGGUGGUGAACACCGGAGGAGACACCGAUGUGAUGGAUGCCUGCAACAAUGUCAGGGAAGAGAUCAAGACUGUCCCUCAUGAUCUAACCAACAUGCCGUUGCUUGCCCGAUGCACAAGGUCGAGGUUUGUUCAUCAUCCAAGCUCGUUCAGCUACAAGCGGAUGCUGCCAUUUCUCAUGGAGAAUGAAAUCUCUGCUCAGGAAAGUGACAGGGUCAAAAUUCGAAAAAUUGCAGAGGAAAGGCGGCUAGCAUCAAAUGAGAAUGAUGCCUCAGCCAGUGGGCAGCAGUGUCUUGUUGUCUCUGAUGAAUCUUCUCAGGAAUGCAAUAGAGCUCAAGCUGAAAUAAUGGAAGAAAAAAAGCCACCAAAAGCAGAUGUCAGUCAUGUUCUUGAUGACAGACAGCUUCAGCCUCCUGUUAUAGAAACGUCUCCUCCUGAUUGCAGUGCAGUUGAAGUGCAAAAUGUGAUGCAGCAAGAAGGUUUAGCUUCAAGUCAAGGCCCCCUAACUUGUUUUGAGGGUGAAUUAACAUCAGAUGGGGACAAUAGCCAGGCCAUUGGACAGCUUGUUGUAUCAGAAGAGUCUCCAGAGGAAUGCAGAAGAGAUGAAGUCAAAAGAAGCAUACACGAUGAAGCAGUAAAAUCAGAUGGGGGCUAUGCUCUGGAUAGUAGAGAAUUUCAGCUUGCUGCAUCAGAAAUCUCUUCAGAAAACAGCAUGGCUGAAGUGCAAGGGGCUGCACAAGAAGAACCGUUACCUUUAGAUGGAGUUGAGGAAAAUUCAGACAAGGGUGACUAUGUUUCCAAAGAGCAGGCUCAGCUCUGUGUCACAAAUGAAUCCUUUGCUGCACAUCUGCAAGAUAAUGCUGAAUUCGCUGAAGUACCGCAGUGCCAAAACUUGGACUCAGGAUGUCAUGAUGUUGGAUUUGGUAGCCCUACCAAGAGAGUGAUACCAUUGUUGCAUCGGCAUUGUGCACAACAACCUCAGGAUUCUGUGGUUUCUCUUGAUGAUCAGCUUCUUGACAAUGACAUACAAAUGGUCUGCAGACCUUCUGAUCCCUGUGCUGUUGGCAGAUCCUUAUCAAUGGAGGAAAUGUCUGGAUGUAUUCCGUUCACUCAAUCACCAUCAAGCAAAGCAGGCAUAUCACGGCCAAGUGGUGCCCAUUCAAUGGGAAAAAGAGCUCUGUCUCCUAAGAAGCUUUCUCCAAAGAAAGGAAUACUCAAGAGGAGUACAAGGGGGUGUAAGGGUAUCUGCAUGUGCUUGGACUGCUGUACAUUUCGUCUACAUGCUGACCGAGCUUUUGAGUUCUCUAGGAAGCAGAUGAAAGAAGCAGAUGACAUAAUAAGUAACUUACUGAAGGAGGUGGUCAGUCUUAGGAGUCUUCUGGAGAAGCCUGCUGGCCAAAAAUGCAAGGAUGCAUUCCAUGCUAGAAUUUUUAGCCAGAACUGA